AAAGCACGCAAGCAUCCCACGACCCUCUGCUACGCCCAGCGAUCCUCGAAUACGACCUAUACACCCCGCCCCCGCCUCUCUUGAGUUUUUAAACAAAUACCAGCGCCGCCGCGCGCCUGCCGCCCAUUUCCGCCCGUAAUGUCGACCUACAACGGACGUCGCGCACCUAACGUGUCGCAAUACAUCGCCAACCUGAACACGGUGCCUUCUGCCGCCGACCUGGCCGCCCAGCAGGAACUCGGUAUCUUCGAUGAUGACCUGGCCAUGUUCACCAGCACUCAAUUCUUCGACUUCGAUGGAGACAUGCCCGCUUUCAAUGACAUGCCUCAGCAGCAGCAGUCCCCCGCCAACCUGCAGCCCGACAUGCACAAGCCCCUCGACUUUGGAAACACCAACAACUUCCAAUUCCCCGACUUCAACUUCCAGCAGCAGUCGCGUCCCCGCACCCUGCCGCCCUCUCCGCCAAACGGCCUUGCCAUCGCUCCUUCGCCCUCUACCCGUCUGGACUUUUCUGCUCAGCAUGCUCCCCACAUGGUCCAACCCCAGGCUGCUUUCUCUCACGCAUCUCCCCAAGUAGGCGAGAAGCGCAAGUCGACUGUUGCCGCCAUGUCGUCGCCCGACGAUCUCGAGGACGAGUCCCGUAUGGCCGCCGAGGAGGACAAGCGUCGCCGCAACACUGCUGCUAGUGCCCGUUUCCGUGUCAAGAAGAAGCAACGUGAGCAGGCUCUCGAGAAGACCGCCAAGGACAUGUCCGACAAGGUCCAGCUUCUCGAGGCUCGUGUCAACCAACUCGAGAUGGAAAACAAGUGGCUCAAGGGCCUUAUUACCGAGAAGAAUCUCAAGGGUCCCAACGCCAAGUCAGAAACCACAGAAAUCAAGGCCCCCGAGACAAUAAUCGACUCGUCCAAGAAGGGUGUUGGCACCGAGCAAGGGGCGGACCAGGCUGUCGAGGCUUGA
Messenger RNA from Aureobasidium subglaciale EXF-2481, 957 nucleotides. RefSeq lists its product as uncharacterized. Gene Ontology annotation, cellular component: nucleus. Bases 139 to 957 code for a protein of 272 amino acids. Lineage: Eukaryota; Fungi; Ascomycota; Dothideomycetes; Dothideales; Saccotheciaceae. The transcript is spliced from 2 exons. Gene Ontology annotation, molecular function: RNA polymerase II transcription regulatory region sequence-specific DNA binding; DNA-binding transcription activator activity, RNA polymerase II-specific. The record is from RefSeq and is a predicted model, not a curated record. Gene Ontology annotation, biological process: regulation of transcription by RNA polymerase II.